AUGACCGUCUUCUCCUUCUAUAUCUUCGACCGGCACACCGAGUGUAUAUACACCAGGACCUGGCCCUCUUCCUCCUCCUCUGACCGACCCAUCUCCGGCGCGCCGACAUCUAAUGGCACUACCACCACCGGCGGACGCAGCGCCGUGGCCAAGGCGCGAGACGACGCGAAGCUGAUCUUCGGCACGGUGUUCAGCCUGCGCAACAUGGUGCGCAAGCUGGGCGGGGACGACGACGCCUUCAUCAGCUACCGCACGGCGCAGUACCGCCUGCACUACUACGAGACGCCCAGCAGCCUGCGCUUCGUCAUGCUGACCGACACGGCCACCCUCAGCAUGCGCAACGUCCUGCACCAGAUCUACAUCAACCUGUGGGUCGAGUACGUCGUCAAGAACCCCCUCGCCCCCGUCGAGCACAAGGGCGGCGACGGCGUCAAGAACGAGCUGUUCGAGCUGGGCCUGGACCAGUUCGUCAGGGGCCUGAUGUGA
Messenger RNA from Phaeoacremonium minimum UCRPA7, 486 nucleotides. RefSeq names its product putative transport protein particle subunit bet5 protein. The transcript has 2 exons. Lineage: Eukaryota; Fungi; Ascomycota; Sordariomycetes; Togniniales; Togniniaceae. The record is from RefSeq and is a predicted model, not a curated record. Gene Ontology annotation, biological process: endoplasmic reticulum to Golgi vesicle-mediated transport. Gene Ontology annotation, cellular component: TRAPP complex. Bases 1 to 486 code for a protein of 161 amino acids.